Messenger RNA from Mollisia scopiformis, 705 nucleotides. RefSeq lists its product as uncharacterized. The record is from RefSeq and is a predicted model, not a curated record. The coding region runs from base 222 to 593 and encodes 123 amino acids. The transcript is spliced from 3 exons. Lineage: Eukaryota; Fungi; Ascomycota; Leotiomycetes; Helotiales; Mollisiaceae.
UUUCAAUAGUUGCAUUCGUCUCUCCAAUACUUUUCACGUUUUCGAAUUGAAAUCCACGUUUUAUCGGAUACUUGCGUGAGCUGAGAGCUGCUGUGGAGCCUCGCCAAUGUUUGCGAUGACUUUAUUCGGGCUUCAGCUCCGUUCGCGAGAUGGUAUCGUUUGGAAACUGGCCAAUCAUAUGCCGCACAGCCAUUAUAUAAGAUGUCUCUGUCCACUGAUGGAUGAUAUUCAGACCAAAGUCAAAGACCAUUUUGCAAGUCACGAGAUUCAGCAUUCGUUCUGUCACAUAUCAGGCAAUAUUCUCUCCAUCCACGGAGUCACUAAGACCACAAGCCAGAGUGGAUGAGUCAAGCGCAUCGACAGGAAGUCGGCCUUCAUCGAUGGAAUCCUCGGACCCUCUCAAAGCGAGUCCCACCCAUAAAACGUCUCGAACCAGUGUCCGCUCUUUUAUGAAAGGCAUAUCGAGACCAAUGAACAGGCAUGCAGACAAGCUGUUGGUUUUGGACUGCAUUGUUGGUCAUUCGGAUAGUUUGUUGGUCUUUGAAGGACAUCUAGGUGCUGGUAACAGUGAAGGUAGUAUUAUGGCAACGUAGUCUUUCGGAAACAGAGUUGAGAUUCGAUGUAAACUUGGAGUUUUUUUGGAUUAUUUGCAUAAGGGUUUUGAUUGAUUCAUUUAAUACGAGACGGAGGCAAUGUCACACGAAU